Messenger RNA from Branchiostoma floridae (Florida lancelet), 2800 nucleotides. RefSeq names its product zinc finger protein 33B-like. Gene Ontology annotation, cellular component: nucleus. The transcript has 2 exons. The coding region runs from base 171 to 1568 and encodes 465 amino acids. The record is from RefSeq and is a predicted model, not a curated record. Lineage: Eukaryota; Metazoa; Chordata; Leptocardii; Amphioxiformes; Branchiostomatidae. Gene Ontology annotation, molecular function: DNA-binding transcription factor activity, RNA polymerase II-specific; RNA polymerase II transcription regulatory region sequence-specific DNA binding. Gene Ontology annotation, biological process: regulation of transcription by RNA polymerase II.
UCAGCGGUAUUCUUUAAUAUACAGCUCCCGAGUCUAUAAUUUCUGUCCUCUCCACAAGCAUUUUUUUUCUAAAUUCGUACCUGAAAACUCGAUAUGCAUGGACUCCCAACAUUGAAAUUUAACGAAUUACUUUGUGAACGAACCACUAACGUAACUGGUGUUGGUCGCGGAUGGAUACUGCUGUAUGCCCGUUGCAGUUCCGAAGUUCUUCUUGGGGAAGAGUCAACAAUAUCGAUCUCAGAUUAAAGCUAAAGAUGGAAUUGGAAGAAACAAAACACACCAAAAACAAAACUUACAUAUGUGGGGAGUGUGGGUACAGGACGGUUCGCAAGACCAACUUAUCCCGACAUAUGAAAAGUCAUACAGGGGAAAAACCCUACAACUGUGACCAGUGUGACUAUUCUGCUGCAGAGAAAGCCCAUUUGGAUCAACACCGUCUCGCGAAACACACUAGUGAGAAACCCUUCGUGUGUGAGGAAUGUGGAUACAAGGCAGCAAGAAAGUCACAACUUUCUGAGCACAUAAAAACUCACACUGGAGAGAAACCUUUUAAGUGUGAGGAAUGUGGAUACAGGGCCGGGAGAAAGUUUGACCUAUUCAAUCAUAUGAAAACUCACACUGGAGAGAAACCCUACAUAUGUGGAGAGUGUGGGUACAGGACAGCGAGAAAGUCUGACCUAUCUAUUCAUAUGAAAACUCACACUGGAGAGAAACCCUACAAGUGUGAGGAAUGUGGAUACAGCACAGUGAACAAGUCUCACCUAUCCCGACAUAUGAGAACUCAUACCGGGGAAAGGCCCUAUAAGUGUGACCAGUGUGACUAUUCUGCUGCACAGAAAUCCUGUUUGGAUGAUCACCGUCUCGCAAAACACAUAAGUGAGAAACCCUACAUGUGUGGGGAGUGUGAAUACAGGACAGUGAGAAAGUCUGACCUAUCCAUUCAUAUGAAAACUCACACUGGAGAGAAACCCUACAUAUGUGGGGAGUGUGGAUACAGGGCAACUCGAAAGUCCCAACUUUCUGAGCACAUAAAAACUCACACUGGAGAGAAACCCUUCAAGUGUGAGGAAUGUGGAUACAGGGCAGUGAACAAGUCUCACCUAUCCCGACAUAUGAGAACUCAUACCGGGGAAAGGCCCUAUAAGUGUGACCAGUGUGACUAUUCUGCUGCACAGAAAUCCUGUUUGGAUGAUCACCGUCUCGCAAAACACAUAAGUGAGAAACCCUACAUGUGUGGGGAGUGUGAAUACAGGACAGUGAGAAAGUCUGACCUAUCCAUUCAUAUGAAAACUCACACUGGAGAGAAACCCUACAUAUGUGGGGAGUGUGGAUACAGGGCAACUCGAAAGUCCCAACUUUCUGAGCACAUAAAAACUCACACUGGAGAGAAACCCUACAAGUGUGAGGAAUGUGGAUACAAGGCAGUGAGCAAGUCUCACCUAUCCCGACAUAUGAGAACCCAUAUGAGGGAAAGGCCCCACAAGUGUGACCUGUGUGAGUAUUCUGCUGCACGGAAAUCCCAGUUGGAUGGACACCAUCUCGCAAAACACACUAGAGAGAAACCCUAAAUGUGUGGGGAGUGUGGGUUCAGGACAUACAGCUACAAGGCCUGUCUGUCCUGACAUGUGAAAAUGUAUUAUUAUACUGGGGCCCUGUCAGGGAGCUUUUCGGAAAGAAAAGCAUAACAUAAAAGACAACAAAACACGCAGAACAUAAGAAUUAGUAAUGAGCAUAAUUUGUGUAGAUUCUGUAGUGAACACUUCUAUUUUAUGUUUUGUCAUCCUGGCCGGGCCUCAAUUUGGAAAUGUGACAGUUACACGUAGCCUACAUUUGUAAGUCGGCCUUUUGGGGUGGGGUACUCCUUACAUGUACUAUAUAUCUAACGUGCAUGUCAGUUCUGCUUGUAACAGGUUUUGUUGUGUGCCAGCUCCGUAGAUAAGGCCAUACCAAUUUAAUUGAUUGGACCGUGGAAUUGGAGUGGAGUGAUGGCCAAAAAAGAUAUUUGAAAAAAAAUUGCAAAAGAUUGGUAAAGAUAAGGGUUAAUACAAAAUGUAAUGAGUAAGGAUGAAUGAUUGAAUGACAUUUUAUUUACGUUUCUUUUGCUUUGUGCGCCCUGGAGCCCUUGUGGUCUAAGACAUGGAAAUACAGUAGUAACAUAUGAAUAAGUUGUCAGGCUAAAGAAGGCAAUCGCUACAACUGUUCAGUAGCUGCCCCUUUUUUUUUUUAAUUAUCAAAAGCAGAUAUUAUAUUCAUGUCCGUGAAUGAAAACUUUUACUGCAAUGAUAAGGUUACCCACAUUGUAGGCUUCUUGCUUGUAGUGGUAAAAGUUUGCUGAUCAUGAAUGGAAGGUGUGGUGAUGUCUUUACUUAUAAAUCAUCAUAAAUGAUAUUAUUUAUAGAUAUGAGUUGGCAAUUCAGAGAGCCAAUUACUUAUUGGUGUGGCCUUGCACAACCUGCUAAGGUGGCCAUAAAUUACAGACAGCAGCUAUGGCACACACAGCAGAGAUGACAACAGACUUGGGCAAGUGGCCUUUAAUGGUUCAUGCUGGUUCCUACAUAUGUCCAGUGCGAGGGGGGUUGUAACAGGAUCUAUCAUCAUAAUGCUAUAUCGGCAGUGCCAUUGGACAAAAAAUCUAUUUCAAUCCAAAGAACAGAUGAGAAAAAAAUUACAUGACAGUUGAUUUUUUGUUCUUCUAUUCCAGUUGGUUAUUGACAUGUAUGUGGUGUGGCCGGAAAAUACAGUACAACAUAGAAUGUACAAAUUGAACCUACUCUGGCUCCACUCUGACAAUCAUGCUAAA